AUGAAAGUUCUAGUUUCUAGUUCAAUUCUAGUUUUUCUCAUUUUUCUAGUCGAAUUUGGAAACUCAAAAAGGUGAGCUUUGAGUUAGCUGAAAAUUAGUUAUGACGUGGAAAUUCAGAAUUUUUGAAAUAAAUUUUAAAAAUUUAAUUUUUCCGAAAUGUUCCACGUCACCUAUAUUCAGAAUUAUUUUCAAGUUGCAACUACAGUAACCUGUAAGAUCGAGAGUUCCCAGAUUACUGUAAAAAUUAAUAAGAAAAAUGAAAAAUUAACAUUUUUCCCAAGGCUCAAAUCUAGCUUAAAUUGUUUCGUAAAUAUUUCCAAUAAAUUCCUAGGAAUUUCUUGAUAAUUGAUGGCCGCCGCCGCCGUAAAAAAUAAAUGUUUCCAGAUGUUUCAACAUAAAAAAGAAUACAAAAAAAGCAAAAAUAUAUCAAUUUGUUUCAGCGAAAACUUUUGUCGUGGUUCAAUUGGCGGCGAAUGUGAUCCGAUUGCUUGUGGUGGACAAUGUUCAGCAAAAUAUGUUCGAUUUUAUGAUAAUGUACAUCAUAGCGAUCGAACGAUUAAGAAUUGCAUGUGUCAACAGGUAUUAACAUAUUCUGGAACUAUUAUGUAACUUUAGUAGUUGAAAAAAUACUCUAACGAAAAAUUAAUGUAGUUAUGACGUGGCGAAGUCAAGUUUCAAGAACAAUAUUGUAAAAUAAGAAUUCGAAAAUAUUGUGUGUGAAAUGAGUUACAGCAAAGUUUGGCCAAAAUCGCAACAUGAUUUUAUUUCUGGCCACCAGAAGAUUUUUUUGAAUAAUUUUCCCUUGGGUAUUGCCGAAGUUCCUUGUUAGUUAUCUAACAUAGUGAGCUUUUUUUGAGAUAAGUUCUACAUUUUUAAAAUUAAAUUCUGAUUUCCACAAGUUUCUCUUGCAAGUAACAAAUUCCAGGAAAGAUUCUGCUCAAUUUCUGGAUUAUCUGCAAUCAAUGGAUGUAGAUCAUAUUCAUUGCUCAAUUCAGCUGUUCAAAGAUAUAUUAGACAUUGGAGCAUGGAUUCAAGAGACCGACAAAAUCGUCAUUCAAAUGAUGCAAGAUUCAGAUAUUCUGAUAAACUUAGGUAAACAGUGGAAAAACAUUAUUUUGAGCUCAAAAAUGUGUGCUCUGAAAUAUAAUUUUAGAUGCUCAAUUUCCCUUGAAAUUUGAAGUUUCAGUCAAAAUGGGAUUUUUUGUAGAAAAAAUUGGACUGAAAAUUCGAAAUUGAUUGAAACAGUGAAAAAACUUUCUUUUCAAAAUUUUUGAACAUAAAUAAGUCGAAUUUUCCAUAAAAAUUGGGUGAUUUUAAUGACAAAUAUUUUCGAAAUCAACAUUCUCAAAAAACACAACACAUUUCAAAAAAUUUUGAAACGUAAAAAAUUCACCUUUUCAUCUUGAUAUAACCACAAUUUCCAGACAUAUGCAAUUGAUAAAUGGACAUUCCCGUUUUUGCUGUCAUUCAACAUCUCCACAUUUUGCUCUUCAACUUCGAAGUUCCUCAUUUACACUACCCCAAUUAUCAACAGCACUUUUCCUGAUUAUUUUAAAUUUAUAG
This is a messenger RNA of Caenorhabditis angaria, 1563 nucleotides long. The record is from the annotation of a GenBank genome assembly. NCBI's taxonomy places the organism in Eukaryota, Metazoa, Nematoda, Chromadorea, Rhabditida, Rhabditidae.